Bacidia gigantensis is the source of this 852-nucleotide messenger RNA. RefSeq lists its product as uncharacterized. NCBI's taxonomy places the organism in Eukaryota, Fungi, Ascomycota, Lecanoromycetes, Lecanorales, Ramalinaceae. The transcript has a single exon. Gene Ontology annotation, cellular component: lipid droplet; endoplasmic reticulum. Gene Ontology annotation, molecular function: triacylglycerol lipase activity; acylglycerone-phosphate reductase (NADP+) activity. The record is from RefSeq and is a predicted model, not a curated record. Gene Ontology annotation, biological process: triglyceride catabolic process; phosphatidic acid biosynthetic process. The coding region runs from base 1 to 852 and encodes 283 amino acids.
AUGUCAAUUACUAAGCGCACAGUGCUCAUCACCGGCUGCUCGAAUGAGAGCGGCCUAGGUGCCAAUCUCGCGAUCGCCUUCCACAAAGCCGGUCUGCACGUCAUCGCCACAGCUCGUAAUGCCUCAACGAUGAAGAAACUCGCAGAGCAAGGUAUCGAAACGAUGGCCUUAGAUGUAGAAUCUGAAUCCUCCAUCUCCACCUGCGUUAGCCAAAUACCGCAGCUCGACAUCUUGGUGAACAAUGCCGGAGCCAUGUACUACAUGCCUGUCACCGACAUAUCCAUCGCGCAAGCCAAGAAAAUCUUCGAUCUCAAUGUGUGGUCGCACAUCGCGGUGACACAGGCUUUUAUCCCUUUGAUAGUCAAAUCGCCUCGUGGCAUGAUCGUGAACCAAACAUCUGCCGCCUCUGUUACGGCAAUUCCGUUCCAGUCCGUGUAUAGCGCGUCCAAAGCCGCUUUGGCAAUGCUCUCAGCCACACUGAGGCUCGAGCUGCAACCUUUCGGCAUUGCGGUUGUGGAUUUGAGGACCGGAGGGAUCAAUACGGGGUUUCUCGAGAGUACGAACAAGUCGAAGACUCCAUCUUUGCCGGAAUCUUCGAUUUAUCAGCCGGUGAAAGAGCCCGUGGAGAGAGUGCUGAGAAGGGAAGGACUCCAAGGCUUUGGACCUUCACCGGAGAAGUGGGCUAAGGAUGUUGUGCAGGAUUUGUUGAGGAAACAUCCUCCGCCUGAGAUAUGGAGGGGAGAGUUGGCUUGGUUCGCGUGGUUCGCGACGAAGCUUCCGUCUGGGAUGUUUGAUGGCAUAAUCAAGAAGUUCAGUGGGAUGGACGUCGUUGAGAAGGCUAUGCAAAAGUGA